AUGAGCUGUUGUGACAAGGCCAAGUCUAUUAUUCAUCCUAUUCUUGAUCAGAUGUGGAAGGAUUGCGAUGAAGGAAAUCAUGAUAAAAUAAAGGAAUACUAUCACCCAGAUGCAUUCCUCAUAGAAGUUGGCAAAAAAGGUUUUUAUGGAAGAGACGCAAUCAAGGAGGAAAAGUUGAGAUUUUGCGAGAAAAUCGGCAAAGCGGAUAAGCAUAACAUGAAGCUCUCCAAUGAACACUAUCAGAUGAGCGACGACUAUAUUUUUUAUUGUGGUGAAUCCGAACUCAAAACAGAAAAGGCUGGUACCAUCAAGGGAAAAUUCCAUCAGAUUUGGCGAAAAACCAAUGGGAAAUGGGUACUAUUGCGCGAAGCAUGGGAGACGAAUGAUAUCUAA
Cylicocyclus nassatus is the source of this 393-nucleotide messenger RNA. The record is from the annotation of a GenBank genome assembly. Lineage: Eukaryota; Metazoa; Nematoda; Chromadorea; Rhabditida; Strongylidae.